AUGCCAAAAUACGAUUGCUGUUUUCCAUUUGUUCUUUUUUUUUUCUUUUUUAAUCCUUUUUUACGGUUACUUGCUAGUAAAAAUCCUUGUUCAAAUUUUUUGCCUCGUGUCAACAGAUCAAAUCAGAUUGCUCUCAGAUUAAAAUUAAAAAUUUAGAAAAGAAUUAAUUUAAAGAAGAAAAAAAGAUAGAAAGCUCGAUAGAAUUCGAGCCCAAUUUCGAAAAUUGACUCAAAAGUAACUCUUCGGGGUUUACCAAUCCUGCAUUAGGAUUGAUGUUGUACAUAGCGAAUGAUUAAUAUUAUAAGCUAUAUAAUAACGAUAUUGAUGAUCGUAAUAAUUUACGAUCAUAUGUAAUAUAACUAUAUCAAUUAAAUUUGCAAAAUUUUAUAAACAAAAUUUAUGUUGCAUUGAAUAGAUUAUAAUAGAUUAUUGAAAUGUUGCAGAUGUCACACCAUCGGAGCAAGAAGAUCUGUUCAUCCGAAAACUUCGGCAAUGUUGUGUGACCUUUGAUUUUAUGGAUGCUAUGGCGGAUCUUAAAGGCAAAGAAAUUAAACGUAGUACACUCAAUGAAUUGGUUGAAUACAUCACAGCCGGACGAGGUGUCCUUACAGAGCCUGUGUAUCCUGAAAUCAUUAAAAUGAUUUCUGCAAAUCUGUUUCGCACAUUACCACCUAGUGAAACACCUGAUUUUGAUCCAGAGGAGGAUGAUCCAACACUGGAGGCAAGCUGGCCCCAUCUGCAAUUGGUUUACGAAUUCUUUUUACGCUUUCUUGAAUCCUCAGACUUUCAGCCUACUAUUGGCAAAAAAGUUAUUGACCAAAAAUUCGUUUUACAGUUAUUAGAGUUAUUUGAUUCUGAAGAUCCCAGGGAAAGAGAUUUUUUGAAAACUGUUUUGCAUCGUAUUUAUGGGAAGUUCCUUGGUCUUAGAGCCUUUAUACGUAAACAAAUCAGUAACAUUUUCUUGAGGUUUGUAUAUGAAACGGAGCAUUUCAAUGGAGUUGGUGAGCUUCUUGAAAUUUUGGGUAGCAUUAUAAAUGGAUUUGCUCUUCCUUUAAAAGUUGAGCACAAGCAGUUCUUAGUUAAGGUGCUGCUACCACUACAUAAAGUAAAGUGCUUAUCAUUAUAUCAUGCACAAUUAGCUUAUUGUGUGGUACAAUUUCUUGAAAAGGAUGCAACCUUAACAGAGCCUGUUAUACGAGGCCUCCUGAAAUUCUGGCCUAAAACGUGUAGCCAGAAGGAGGUAAUGUUCCUUGGUGAAAUUGAAGAAAUCUUGGACGUAAUAGAACCUAGCCAAUUUGUUAAAAUACAAGAACCUUUAUUCAGGCAAAUUGCACGUUGUGUGUCCUCGCCACAUUUUCAGGUUGCUGAAAGAGCAUUGUACUUUUGGAAUAACGAGUAUAUAAUGUCCCUAAUUGAAGAGAACAAUCAUGUAAUAAUGGGAAUCAUGUUCCCAGCACUGUAUAGAAUUAGCAAGGAACACUGGAAUCAGACGAUUGUAGCUCUUGUUUAUAACGUUUUAAAAACAUUUAUGGAAAUGAAUAGCAAGCUCUUCGACGAACUUACUGCCAGCUAUAAGUCUGAAAGGCAAAAGUGGAAAUUCACUCCCAAGCUGCCCAAUCAUUAGCCCUUAGUUUACGUCGAUUGUCCAUACACUACAUGCAAAAAUUACUGUUGUUAGUGGAGCAAAGUGUCUCACAAUAUGGCAUUCUUGACGUAAUGUAAUUUCUUUCAUUAGUUACUAGCCUAAAGGGCGAAGUGGAGAAGAGAAAAAAAAAUGAGAAAGAAUCAGUAAUCACAAUUUUAUUCUUCUUCGACGCAAUGAUAAUUGAUGAAUUCUAA
Molecule: messenger RNA, 1839 nt
Organism: Heterotrigona itama
Lineage: Eukaryota; Metazoa; Arthropoda; Insecta; Hymenoptera; Apidae
Source: the annotation of a GenBank genome assembly